Puntigrus tetrazona (Sumatra barb) is the source of this 1694-nucleotide messenger RNA. RefSeq names its product protein bicaudal C homolog 1-B-like. Gene Ontology annotation, cellular component: cytoplasm. The record is from RefSeq and is a predicted model, not a curated record. Bases 32 to 727 code for a protein of 231 amino acids. Gene Ontology annotation, molecular function: protein binding. Lineage: Eukaryota; Metazoa; Chordata; Actinopteri; Cypriniformes; Cyprinidae. The transcript has 5 exons.
AUCAUAUUUUUUGUGUUUUCUGUAUUCAGCCAUGUUAAAGAAGCCGGUGGUCACGGAGGUCCGAACCCCUACUAACACGUGGAGUGGUCUGGGAUUCUCAAAGUCUAUGCCUGCAGAAACUAUUAAGGAGUUGCGCCGGGCUAACCAUGUGUCUUAUAAACCUACCAUGUCAACUACAUAUGAGGGGUCGCCUCUAGCCCUGUCCCGCUCUAACAGUAGAGAGGGGGUGGCGAGUGGCAGUGACUCGGAUAACUGGAGGGAAAGGAAUGGGAGCGGGCUCCCAGCACACGGAGACUUCCCUUCUCCCAUCAGCCCCAAAAGGAAGCAGAACAAAACAGAGCACUACCUAAGCAGCAGCAACUACAUGGACUGCAUCUCGUCGGUGACGGGAACUAAUGGCUGUAAUCUCAACACGUCUUUCAAAGGAUCGGAUCUGCCUGAGCUCUUCAGUAAACUUGGCCUCGGGAAAUACACCGACGUCUUCCAGCAGCAGGAGAUUGACCUUCAGACGUUCCUCACGCUGACGGAUCAGGACCUGAAAGAGCUCGGCAUCACUACAUUUGGAGCCCGCAGGAAAAUGCUGCUGGCCAUUUCAGAGCUGAAUAAGAACCAAAGAAAGUUCUUUGAGCCGCCCAACAUCCGCUCCUCGUUCCUGGAAGGGGGCGCCAGCGGUCGGCUUCCGCGCCAGUUCCACACAGACAUUGCCAGUGUGAGCGGGCGCUGGUGAGCCCAUGCCAACAGACAGCCUGAAACUGCACAAAUUCCCAUUCCCAACUCCAACCUGAUACACAGUACUGGACCAAAACCUGGACCUUCUGAACCUUCUGUGCCAAAUAAACAAAAGUCUAUGGAUCAGAGGUUAAGGGUCAGAGAACUGUUGAAUAUUAUAUGCAGUGUGGUACAUUAUGCAUUAUGGUACUCAUUUUACAAUGAAGGAAAUGUAGUAAAGGAUGAUUGGAGCUCCUGCACUGUGCUUGUAUAUGGAGCAGGCAGAUUUUUUAUUUAUAUGCUUGUCUUAGGCUUCGACAUACUAAUUCUUUGCACUUUAAGAUGCUAAAUGUUUUGUCCAUGGACAGAUUCGCCUGACUAGACGCGCCUACAUUUUAUUUAAAGCACUUAAAUGGAUAUCAAGCCAAAGUGUUAUAUCCAUAAGGGAAGCUUAUCUCAUCCCACGGCGGAAACAAUCACCAGCCUUUGGUUAUUACUUAUGGAUUUCAUUCAGAGUAGACGGCAUAUUGCAUUUGACAGGAAUGAAAUGGAGCGUACGUCUAUCCCUCACAGGCUUGUUUUCAUUCAGGUCGAAUUAAAGCAGUCUUUCCCCCGAUUGAAUUCCACAGUACUUUCUCUGUACGUUAUUUCUAUACCUAUAAAUAGUUUAUUUUUAAAAGGAAAUUUAAAAAUUUAAAUACGUUCAGUGUAUGACUUUAGUUCUUCUAUGGAAUUCAAAAGAAGAUGCUUCGAAGAAUGUUUCGGCUGUUUUUAUCCAUACAGUGAAAGUCAACUGAGUGCAUUAGUUGGUUCUAGAAGUAUUUAUGCUGUUCAUUUUUCCCAAGCAUUUACAGGUAAUUAACCUUACAAAUAAGAUGUUUUUAAAUAUUUAUGGCCGUUAUAUUUAUAGUAUGAGCUAUAGUCCAAUCUCCAUAAAAGUUGUCAUGCUGCAUGGGCUCACCUAAUUUUAAAUUUGAAUUUUCGUU